Molecule: messenger RNA, 918 nt
Organism: Ornithorhynchus anatinus (platypus)
Lineage: Eukaryota; Metazoa; Chordata; Mammalia; Monotremata; Ornithorhynchidae
Gene: RFLB
Product: relaxin family locus B
Exons: 2
Coding region: 26-583 (185 amino acids)
Cellular component (GO): extracellular region
Molecular function (GO): hormone activity
Source: RefSeq, a predicted model, not a curated record
GCGGGGGCAGGAGCGAGAGGGAGCCAUGCGCCGUCCGGUGUUUUGGCAGCUGCUGUGGGUCUGGUUGCUGUCCAGCCGCUUGCCGGGGGAGGUCCGCCCGCAAGAGACCGGGCCCGACAAGAUGAAACUCUGCGGCCGCGAGUUCAUCCGGACCGUCAUCUUCACCUGCGGCGGGUCCCGCUGGCGGAGGCUGGCGCCGGACCCGCGGACGGACCGCCGGGACCACCGGCCCGAACCUGUCCAGUCGUUCAUUAGCAAAGAUGUGGAACCCGACAAACUGAAGUCAGCAUUAACUCCUGGCGUGGAAGAGUUACAGGGCAUCUUCGCCCAGAAGACAAUGAAGGAUUUAUUUGAUCUGGACAGCGGCCACGAGUCUCUACCCAUGUCGGAGAAUUUAAAACGGUUCGUCGAUCAACUCGAGGAACCUUCCGAGGAGAGUCAAGGCCAAGGGGAGGCCACAAAUCCUUUAGAGCCGAGCAACUUCAGCUGGGUGAAACAUCCCCGAAAAAAGAGAGACUUUAGCCUGGGGUCUUAUUGUUGUACCUAUUCCUGUUCCAAAGCCGAUAUUAUCAAAGUAUGCUGAGCUGUGAGAAUGUCAACUUCGUUGAUGUCCCAGGCGGUACUACGUAUUGGUAGAGAGUGAAAUAUUGUUUUGAUGACUUUGUAGUUUUCAGGUAACCUGGAAGAAUCUAAUAGUCCUUUCUCUGUGGUUAACUAUGAAUGAAUCUCAUACCUUUUUUCCCGAGAGAGCAAUCUUCGGGGAUUAUUUUUUUUUUACUAGUGGAAAAGUAACGAGAUUUGCAAGUCUGUUCCUAAUUUUUAAAUUUCAUUCCUAAGGUGUCUCUCAUCACUUUAAGCUUGUAUUUCUGUAGGGAAAUGGAUAAAAUCAUUAAAGCAUACGCAAUAUUGGAGAAAUAA